Molecule: messenger RNA, 4092 nt
Organism: Closterium sp. Naga37s-1
Lineage: Eukaryota; Viridiplantae; Streptophyta; Zygnematophyceae; Desmidiales; Closteriaceae
Source: the annotation of a GenBank genome assembly
AUGUCGCUGACUUCCUGCUCUUGCUUUGACAUUCCUGUGUGUUUUCCUGCAUUCGCAGACAUACGACAGCAGCGUGAGGAGAAUGACGAGUUACGGCAGCGGGUGGAGCAGGCAGAAGGGCGGGCAGAUGAGGAGUGUCUACGGGCAGUUAAAGAAGCUCGCCGGGCAGCUGACGCUCUCGAUGAAGCAGCGCGAGAGCGAGAGAGGGCGGAGGAUUAUUGCGCGCGGGUAAAACGAUUAGAGCGGGAAGUAGCGGUGCUUCAAACCCGAGUUCAAGAAGACCAGCGAAGAGACGCGGAAGGUCAUAGGGCCGAGGGUGAGGGGAGAUUAGAUGCCGGGAGAACUGAAUCAGAUGAGACGAAGCGACAGGCGUAUGUUGAUGGCGAUUUGUUGGGGAAAGGCCAUGGCGAUGAGCACGACAGUGAGCAGGUCGGAGGACGGAGCGGUUCUAGCAGCCCCACAAGCGGAAGUGAAAGCAGCAGUAGCGACGACGGGGCCACAAGUGAGAGUAGUCGCGGUAGUGACUCGGAUAGCGAAGCCGUUUCAUGCUCCAAGUCUGGAACGGAAAGAGCGGGUGACGGCGAGGAGAGUGAGAGUGGUGAGGGGGAUAGCGACAGUAGGAAAAUUGACCGACACAGGAAUGAUAGUGACGACGAGUCGAGGGGCGAGGGGAAGGAGAAGGCUGGGGAGGAGAAGGAGGAGGAAGUGGAGAUAGAUGUGGAGGGGUUGGAAGCGAAUGGUAGCGACGAAAGAUCGCAGGGUAACGAGACGACGCCACGGGCGACAUUCGCGAGUGAGGAAAAGGAAAUCGAGCAGAGGGAUGAGUUGGGGGACUUGGAAUUAAUUGAAUUGGGAGGGUGGAGUGAUGGCGAGGGGGAGGUGGAGGCGGGAAGCGGAGGUGGCAAGGUGGAAGAUGCGACGGGAGGAGAGCAGAGUCAGAUUGGCGCGUGUGAGAGUAGGGGACGCGUGGGGGUGACGGGGAUGCUAGAAGGAGCAGAAGAAACAAUGGCGAUGCCCACAAGAAAGGGCGAGUUUUGCGAGGGUGGGGGUGAGCGUGAAGCCGAUGUACGGGAUGUGAAGGAGGAUGACCAAUCGCGGGAGAGUAGUGAAGCUCCAGCGCCCGUAGCACCUGCGCUUGACUGCGCUCGCGCCGACCCCACAGGAGCCACAGCGGCGGCCAUUGGUGAGCAUACAGGCACGGUUCAGCGCGUGACAGCUGCAACACCUGAUGCUGUGGUGAUGGGGAGUAGCAACAAUGGAUAUGGGACGGCAGGGGCAGAUGAGGGACGGAGAGAGGAGGGGAAUGUGCCGGAAGGGGGGCUGGACGGUGCGAGGGGGAGAAAGCGCAAGGAUGGGGGAGGUUCCGACGGAGCUUCGUUGGCGCAUGCGCAGGCGGCGGUGCGCGCGCCGAUGGUAGGACAUGGGGCGGCACGCGCGCAGAGAGCAGUGAUGAGCACGGUAGUAGAGGAACCACCGCUGGAUGAUGUGCGGGCGUUCUUUGCGUCGCUCUGCUUCCCCGUGGCUUGCUCCCCGCCUGCCGCCCCGUCCCCGCCGUCGCUCACUGCAUGCGAGGAGCUUAUUCGGUCGAACAAUGGUCAAAUGGAGCAGCAGCCGCCGCCGGUGCAGCAAACCCAAAAUGGGUGUACCAGACCCGCUGUGUCCGCGUUAGCUCCCCUUCCCCUGGGUCCUCUCCCCGCUCUCCUCCACCUGUCUUCCCCGCACCACCUGCACGCCCCACCCGUGCGCGCGCUGGUUGGCCCUGGCCACAUCGCCCCAUGCAGGGACGACCGCGUUGGCCCCCUGUCGCUGCCUCAUGACGCUUCCCUCCGUGAUGCUUCCGCAUCUCACGGCUGCUGCAACGAGCAAAUGCAGGCAGGCGCGGGCGGGAUUCCGAUAGAAGCGGAGAUGGGGGGCGGGAAGAGGGGGCUAGAAGGGUGGGCAGAGGGGGAUGGAGACGCGGAGCGGGAUAUGGAGGCGGAGAAGGAAGCGAGGGGAAGCUCGUGCGGCGAAGGGGCAGCGGUUCUACUUGACCAUUUGGCUGCUCUGGGUGAUCUGGGGGAUGGUGGGGCAGGGAGGGGGAGGGGUUCUGGGAAACGGGAUGCAGGCAGGGGGAAAGCGGGCGAGAGGGGGCAGGGUGGAGGGAGAGGGAGGCGGGGAGGUGGGGUGGGGCGGGGCAGUGGAUUGGAAAGGAGAGCGUCUGGGAAGAAGGGGCAGUGGUGGGUUGAUGUUGGGAUGGCAGCAGAGGGGCAAGACGGGCGAGAAGGCAGUGCUGCAAGGGCUGCGGCGGCUCCCAGCCGUGGGCUUCUCCCGUCCUCUGCAUCCCUCCCUGCUGCGAUCUCCCUCACUCCACGCUCCUCCUCCUCUGUGUCUGCCUUUGAAAUCGCCAAUCCCCUUGUGUCCCUUCUUCCCAACGCCACGGCCCCUACCCCUCCUAUUCCUCCGUCUGCGCCUCCCCCGGUUCCUGCCCUAGUAGGUGCGCCGGGCGCAGGCGCGGGUGUUGGUGCAGGGCGCGCGGCAGGGGGUGUGGGUGCUGGUGCUGCCGCUGCCGCUGCCGCUGCCGCUGCCGCUGCCGCUGGCGCUAAUGUUGGCGCCGGUGCCAGUGCUGGCAUUGCAAGGGCGCGUUCAUCGGGGGGUGGACAGUUGGUGGUGGCGCCAGGGGUGGCAGCAGCAGUGGCAGUGAUGCAGGUGGAGAGGCGAGUGAGGGAGAGGCAACAGCAGGUGUUAAGGAGGAUGAGGAGGGGGUCGAAACGAAGAGGGGAGAGCAUGGGGAGGAACAGCGGGGCUGUUAGAGGUGUGCUAGGGGCAGCAGGGAGGGGAGAAACGGGCUAUGGCGAUGCUGGUGCGAGUGCGUUCUCUCAGGCUCUUCUUGCUCGUUCCAAGUCUGCUGGUGCUCUGUCUAUUACUGCCCCCACAGCAGCACUCGCCCAACCAUCACCAGCUACCGCCACCGCUCCUGCUGCUGCUGCUGCUUCUGCUGCUGCUGUGGGUGGUGGUGCUGCUGCUUUUGGCACACCAGCGUUGCCUUCUGCUGGGUCGUGUCCUGAAAGCUCAGCUGCAACUCUCCCACCCUCUCUCCCGCCAUCUGCAUCCACCUCUCUCACACCCGUGUGCGCCCCUCCUCACGCGUCCGAGCGUGGCCCCAUGUCCGUGGCUGAAGCCCUAGCAGCAGCAAAGGCAGUGCAGCGCGAGCGGCAGGCGUUGGGCCAAGGAGGGGCGGCGGCAGGAGCAGGAGCGAGGGCAGCAGAGGGCAGAGGAGGAGCUGGUGGUUCCAUGGUGCGAGGGAGUGGGAGCGGUGUAGGCAUGUGUGGGGUAAGCAGUGAGCAGCGAGGAGGGGAGCAGCGGAGGGGACGUGUGAGGGGAGAAGCAGGCUGGAGUGGCCUGGACGUGCUUCGUUGCUCUGCAGUACCUGCUGAGACGCCUCACUCCAGCACCCUUACCGCUCUCAACCGCUCGUCUAUGCGAGCUGUUAACUGGAGGAGGCAUGCUGCUAAUGGGGCUGGAACAGGGGCAGUCAGGGGUGAUGCGGGGUGCUGGGAUGGCAGGGAUGGGUAUUGUAGCGAUGGAGGUAUGAUGAGGCAGGGGCGAGGAGAGGCGAACAAGGCAGGAUGGGCGGUGGGAGAUGUGUUUAGAAGAGGAGGUGCAAGUGGGGACGGGCGGGAAGACGACGUGCGGGGCUGGUUGGGGAGUGAGGGUGGGGGAUGGGAGAGUGACGUGGAUAGUGGAUGGGAGAGUGAGGGUGGAGGGGUGGAGGUGCGAGGAGGGAAUGGGGUGUGGAAAAGACAGGAUGAGAGCGCCUGCCUCACUGCUGUCUGUCUCUUCUUCUGCAAGGCGGCGCUCCUAGGGUUCCGUCUUUACUGCCUGCCUGCAACCCCACCCACCUGUCACUGCAGGGCCCCUGCCCUCUUCCUCUCCUCUUGCUCGCUGCUGCCUGCCCUGUUUGGCAAAGGGAUGCUGUCUCAACCACAGCAGCUGCUGGCUCCAUUACUGCUGCCUCUAUCAGAUGAGAUGAGGCCUCGACUUCGUUGUUUGGAUUGCCUUGCCUGCUCCAUGGCAAGUAGCGAUGCGUGGGCUUGCGUUGUGGCCACGUUGUGA